Sinocyclocheilus grahami is the source of this 1805-nucleotide messenger RNA. It is a transcript of the gene dnajc25, whose product is annotated as DnaJ (Hsp40) homolog, subfamily C, member 25. Gene Ontology annotation, cellular component: endoplasmic reticulum membrane. NCBI's taxonomy places the organism in Eukaryota, Metazoa, Chordata, Actinopteri, Cypriniformes, Cyprinidae. The coding region runs from base 29 to 1063 and encodes 344 amino acids. The record is from RefSeq and is a predicted model, not a curated record. The transcript is spliced from 4 exons. Gene Ontology annotation, biological process: protein folding.
UGCGCGACCGCAGCAUCAGAAUGCUGACAUGGCCGCGUCUGUCGAGCUGAGACUCACUUUAUGCAUCUGUCUGGUUUUUAUCCUGGGACUUUCUUCGGUCUCCGCUCUCAUUGAGGGACUGUAUUGCGGGAUUCAAAGCUGUUAUGACGUGCUGGGAGUUUCGCGUGACGCCAGUAAAGCUGAGAUCGGGCGCGCGUACCGCCAGCUGGCCCGGCGCUAUCACCCAGACAGAUACCAGCCCGGAGAGAGCGACGACUCCCGCGAAACCGCGGAGCAAAAGUUUCUGCUGGUCGCUACUGCUUACGAGACACUCAAGGAUGAAGAAUUACGUAAGGACUAUGACUACAUGUUGGACCACCCAGAGGAAUACUACAGCCACUACUACACCUACUACAGGAGAAGACUUGCUCCCAAAGUAGACGUUAGGAUAGUGAUUCUUGUAACUAUUUGUGCAAUUUCACUGUUUCAGUAUUACAGCUGGUGGAGUAGUUACACAGAAGCCAUCAACUACCUGAUGACCAUUCCCAAAUACCGCAUCCAGGCUACUGAACUGGCCAAGCAGCAAGGUCUGCUGAAUAAAACCAAAGAGAAGGGCAAGAACCGGCGCUCCAAAGAGGAGAUCCGUGAAGAGGAGGAGCAGAUUAUCAGAGACAUCAUCAAGAACAAGAUAGACAUCAAAGGCGGCUAUCAGAAGCCCAAUGUAUCUGAUAUUCUGCUUUGUAAAAUCAUUCUGUUCCCUUACAAUCUGUGCACCUACGUGGCAUGGAAUUUCUCGUGGUUUUACCGUUUCACCAUUCACGGGGAGGAGUAUGGGGAUGAGGAGAGACUUUACAUUAUCCGCAAGUACAUGAAGAUGUCACAGGCUCAGUUUGAUAGUCUGGACAACAGCCUGAUAGAGACUUUCCUCAAGCAGCAGCUCUGGAUCAAAGAGAAUUAUGAGACCUACAGAGAGGAGCAGGAGGAAGAAAUGAAGAUGAAAAUGGCCACAGACUCGCGAUGGAAACGCUACAGGCGUUGGAUGAAGAGUGAGGGGCCAGGACGCAUCACUUUUGCUGAUGAUUGACCUCACUUGAACAGAGAGCUGUCCCAGAUGCACGUCCAGCCUGAGCACAUGAGUACACACAACUCUGUGCGUCCUUGUUUACAAUAGACUGACAAUGUGCACGUCAUUUACAAGGCUGCCUUUUCUCAUAUAAAGACUAUAAAGGCUUUUUGAUUGUACCUAUGGAGGAUGAUUAGAUUUUUCUGUCAUUGCAUAGGAGGACGAGACUGUUGGAAACAAAGAAAAAUAACUGUAAUAACAUUGUGUGAGAAAUAUGAUCACAGGCUGUAGAAACCCAGUGUUAUAGUUUGAAAAAUGCCCAAUUUUAAACACUGAAAGGCUUUGUGUCUCUCUUUCUGUCAGCUAUAAAUGUUACAUCACCCGAUGCUGUGCUUGUGCCCUGAAAGCAUGUUUUUUUCCCCUCUUUCUUUCUUUGUUCCUUUUAUUUGCAUGUAUAAAGUCACAUCUAAUUUUUCAGUUACAGGCUUUAGUACUGAAAUUUUUUAUAGUUUAUGGUUUGGUUAGCAAGACUUGGUUACCUUGUAGGAAUUCCUGUUCAUGAGCAUCCUGGUGACAUCCAUGAUAUCACUUUAAAACAGUGCAGACAUAACAGGUUGUCAUGCAGUACUGUAGAUAUAAUAAUAUUUUAUCAGUAAUUUAUCAUAUUAUUAUCUGUGCAUUACCAAUGGUGCGCACUGCACAUAAUAAGGUCUAUCCCCCAAUGACUUUUCAUUGAUUCAAGGUAGUUUGUGUUUGACUAUGU